UUGUAAUAUAUACCUAUCGAUGUCGAAACCCACAGAUUGAGACGCAAGUGAUUAUUGGUAAAAUUUUGCUGAAAAUGUUUUGAUGAAUAAUAUAACCUUCAUUUAAGUCAUCGCAUCAGACGAACAAUAAAGAUAACUCCCAAGACACCUGGGAAAGGGAUCUGUGCCUGAAUCCUCCGAAGCCUCUCUGUGAAUCAUUUGACAGUUCGAGCUACCCCUGGCAUGUAAACAAAUAUGACAGGCAGCCACUGACAAAGUAUUCAAAUUCUUGUCAAAAUAAUCGAAUCGCCGGUACCAUUGCUGCUCAUACUAGCACAUCAGAUUGCAAAAAAAGAUACAACAGACAAGCUCAAUAUUAUUUUUGGUUUAUCCCCAUGGUAUGGAUGCACCAAGAUAGGGUAAAUUGAAAAUGAACGCACAAAAACUUGCAGUUGUCAGCACAAGAAAUAAUCUGCAGACACAAAUGGGGGCCUGACAGAGGAGCAAAAAUUCUACAAUUGUCCUGACCCAAUGCAAGGAGAAAGAUGAGAGUCACAGGCCUGAUUCCUGCACGUUUCUUGACUCUAACAUCACAUCUAGUUAUUCUUAUAACAGUAUUGUUAGCAAGGGAGGAAAAUGUUAAAGCAUGUCUACCCCACAAUUACAGUGCAGCAGAGUAUAGCAGAAGAGAAGGAGAAUUUCUUGGUGGUUUGAUUGCUGGCGUUGGACUGACAGCUAUUGAGAUCAUAGGAUUUAUGACAGGCGUUUCAAUGUUCACAGGCCUUGCAUCCCUGAUAUCUAUUGCCUGCCAUUGUGGAGCUUCAGUCAGCUUAGCAUAUAUGGUGGUAGAUUCUUGGGACUGCAGGCUUUAUUGGUGGAUAUUUGGGCUUACGUCUGUCAUUCCUGCCCUGAUUGAAGUGGGUGUCAUGAUAAGUGUACUGAUGCUGAAGAAAAAUGUUUAAUAUUUGUUUUAUUGCAGAUAAUGCUGAGUGGUCUGGAAGUAUAUACUGUAUUUACACUUAGCGUCUUGUCUAUUCUCUGCUGAGACUAAUGCCGAGUGGUCUGGAAGUAUACAUUGUGGAUAAUACUGAGUGAUAUGUUUUCAUUAAGUUUCAUGUUUAGUCAGCUAAUUAAUAUAAAUGUUCCUUGUAUUUAUGAUUUCAGGUUUUAUCUCUACAUUGUAUGAUGCAUGAGAGAAAUAAAGUAAAAAGAUA
Messenger RNA from Penaeus vannamei (Pacific white shrimp), 1193 nucleotides. Its product is annotated as transmembrane protein 107. Gene Ontology annotation, biological process: non-motile cilium assembly; protein localization to ciliary transition zone. The record is from RefSeq and is a predicted model, not a curated record. Lineage: Eukaryota; Metazoa; Arthropoda; Malacostraca; Decapoda; Penaeidae. Gene Ontology annotation, cellular component: MKS complex.